Molecule: messenger RNA, 1452 nt
Organism: Telopea speciosissima
Lineage: Eukaryota; Viridiplantae; Streptophyta; Magnoliopsida; Proteales; Proteaceae
Product: phloretin 4'-O-glucosyltransferase-like
Exons: 2
Coding region: 20-1429 (469 amino acids)
Molecular function (GO): UDP-glycosyltransferase activity
Source: RefSeq, a predicted model, not a curated record
CCCAACUACACAGGUGGCAAUGGAGCAGCAACGACACUUCCUUCUAGUGACAUUCCCUGCUCAAGGCCACAUAAACCCUAGCCUUCAGUUCGCCAAGCGCCUCAUAACCAUCGGUGUCCAAGUCACCUUCACCACCAGUAUUUCUGCUUACCGGCGAAUUAUGUCGAACACAUCCACUUUCCCCCAUAGCCUCACCUUUGCUCCCUUCUCCGAUGGUUACGACGAAGGCUUCAAACCCAACGAUGACGUCGACCAGUUCAUGUCCGAGCUUCAACACCGUGGUUCCAAAGCACUCACUGACCUUAUCCUCAACCUUGCCGAUAAAGCUUCACCGGUCACCUGCAUAAUCUACACCACACUACUACCAUGGGCAGGUAAUGUUGCAUUUAAGCUUAAUAUACCUUCAGCUCUUCUAUGGAUUCAACCUGCAACUGUUCUCAACAUUUACUAUUACUAUUACAAUGGCUAUGGAGACCUUCUUUCUAACGAGACUGAUCAUCCCAUAGAGCUCCCUGGCCUACCAGUUCUCACCUAUCGUGACCUUCCUUCCUUCUUCCUCCCAUCAAACCCUUAUGCUUUUGCCCUAGAAACACUCAAACUACAAUUUCAGAUCUUUGAACAAGAAACCAAACCACUAGUUCUUGUGAACACCUUUGAUGCCUUGGAAAUCGAAGGACUAAAAGCUGUCGAUAAGCUGAAUUUGGUCGCGAUCGGACCGUUGAUUCCGUCGGCUUACUUAGAUGGAAAGGAUCCAUCUGAUAAAUCCUUUGGAGCAGAUCUAUUCAAAGGCUCAAAGGAUUAUAUCGAAUGGUUGGAUUCAAAGGCUAAUUCUUCAGUGGUUUAUGUGUCCUUUGGAAGCAUUGCUGUGUUACCAAAACAACAAUUGGAAACCAUAGCGAAUGGGUUGUUAAAAAGUCGCCGGCCGUUCUUGUGGGUUAUCCGGCGGUCGGAAAAUGGAACGGAGAAUGAAGAAGAAAGCAAGAUAUUGAAUAGACUGGAGGAGUUGAACAAAGAAGGUUUGAUAGUGCCUUGGUGUUCACAAGUGGAGGUUCUAUCUCACCCUUCAGUGGGUUGUUUUAUUACACAUUGUGGGUGGAACUCUACGCUGGAGAGUCUAGUUACUGGUGUACCUGUGGUUGCAUUUCCACAAUGGACGGAUCAACCAACUGCUGCGAAGCUAAUUCAAGAUGUUUGGAAGACGGGAGUGAGGGUGAAGGUUAAGGAAGAAGAUGGAGAAGGGAUAGUGGAGAGUGAGGAGCUUGUGAGAUGCUUGGAAAUGGUGAUGGAAGGAGAGAGUGGAGAAGAGAUGAGGAAGAAUGCAAAGCAUUGGAGGGAUUUGGCGAGAGAAGCUGCUCAAGAGGGAGGUUCUUCGGAUAAGAAUCUCAAGGCUUUCGUGGAUGAGAUAGCUACGGCGUGUGGCGUGUAUUGAAUUAUAAAUAAGCAAUCAGAAGA